UAAACAUGUCAGAACCUAACACAAGAAGGAAAAUAUUUCCUGAAAAAUAUUUUUCUAAACUACGAGGUAAGCUACGUGCCAGAGAACGACAAAAACUGAAAUUUAUAUUUAAAAAAAAAUUAGCGAAGCAAGCCAAAAAAAAUCAAUUUUCAUUAAAUCAGUACAAAAAUAUAGAAUAUUACAAAAGUAACAUGAAUGAAAAUGUUGAUAGAAUUAUUGGAAAUUCAAUUGAUAAUAUUAGUGAUAUGAAUGAAUGGCAAUAUCAGCAUCAAAUAGCUUAUUGGAAAUCAAGAGCACUUUCAUUAGAAGCAGAAAAUAAAAUGUUACACGAACACAUUAGAAAAUUUUAUUCGGAAGAUGAUUGGAACAGAAAAAGUUCCAGUGCAUGUCAUAUGCAUUUUUCACCACGCGAUGCGCACAAUUUACAGGGAGAAUUUUCAUCAUCCAAUGUGCAUAAUAGAAAUUUACAGGAAGAUAUUUCACAAAUAGAAUCAACAAAUUCUGAAACUGGAACAGAAAACGAACAUAAUCCUCAAGAAGAUAAUUUACCUGUUAAGUUUGUGGUUGAUGAUACUUGGCUAAAAUUCAUGGAACAAACAGAACGUCACCGGAGACAUUUAAGAGAAAAAAGAGCAGUAGAAAGAGCAAACAAGAAAGAAGAGAGUGCAAAUUCAAAUAACGAUAAUGGAACGUCUCGUGAUAAAAAAGAAGGAUUAGUUGAAACUAUAAACUUUAAUAAUGUCGAACAUAAUAAUGAAAUGGACAUAUUAUAUGGUAAGGGUGCACCAUUGAUUAGAGCUUGUGAAACAGCUGUUAAAUUUUCAUUUGAACAUCAUGCUAAAAAGGCUAUUCAAUUUUGGCCUCAUCUUCCCCUUAAAAUUUGA
This is a messenger RNA of Chrysoperla carnea, 884 nucleotides long. RefSeq lists its product as uncharacterized. The transcript has a single exon. Gene Ontology annotation, cellular component: SMN complex. NCBI's taxonomy places the organism in Eukaryota, Metazoa, Arthropoda, Insecta, Neuroptera, Chrysopidae. Gene Ontology annotation, biological process: spliceosomal snRNP assembly. The record is from RefSeq and is a predicted model, not a curated record. Bases 6 to 884 code for a protein of 292 amino acids.